Molecule: messenger RNA, 1347 nt
Organism: Durusdinium trenchii
Lineage: Eukaryota; Dinophyceae; Suessiales; Symbiodiniaceae
Source: the annotation of a GenBank genome assembly
AUGAAACCAUGGCAUGAAACUGUUUCAUGAGAACAUGUGCCUGGCAUGGUUUGGAGAUUGCCAAGGUUUAAUAACGUCUUGAUCAUCAGCAUCCAGCUUUGGCUUGCUCUUUCACAGCGCGCUUUCAAGAUCAGCAGCAGCGCGUGCUCUAUCUCAGCCGAUGCUUCGGUUUGUCAGGUAGCUUCGGCUGGUGAUGCCGCCCUGCAAAUUGCUUUCACUGCGGCAGCGGCAACAUCGCUUUCCUUGGAUAUGUCUUCAGCAACAACUUGCAGCGCUUCUGGGGCAUACUGCCCCCAGAUCUUUAUGGUCAACUCCGACCAUGCAGAGAACAUUGUCAAGCUCUCCAAGUGUGCGUUUUACAAGCAAGCUGAUUACAGCACUCAUCUCCUCACCUACACUUUCAUGAAUGUGGGGGGAACCGCUGCAUUCACGGUGCAGGACGACCACGGCAUUGGGCGUGCAGUUGUUCCUCCUGGAGCAAUGCGAGAGUGCAUUCGCCCAAGAUUCACUACAGAAGUUGGCAAAGCCAGAGUUUUUACGUGAUUCGUGAAAGGCUUUUGCUACUGCUCCGGUACCUGCUCAACGGGUACCAGCAAUCAACUCUACUGCACGCACAUUAGCAGGUGAUUCGGCAAAUCUCAUUCUGGAAGUUUCAAGUUCAUUCCAAUCGCAGUUUGAAACUUUCAACCCAUGUUCAUUUGUGUAGCCAUUAGCAGCCAUAGCAUGUUCAGAAGCUUGUGGGGCAGCCCCACAUCAUUGUGUAACUGCCAGGUGACCAAAUCAAGUUGAGCUUGGAGUGGCACCGUGUCGUACCAAAAACAAAGUGGUGGCAACUGACCACUCAUGAGAAGGUGUCUAUGAUAGAGUUUGAGGGUUAGAAUGCUCUUGGCUUAAGGAGACUUUUGCGAAUGCAGCUAUAGGCUCAGUGCAGAUUUUUCCUGUUUCAAGCAAUGGGAGCUGAAUUGUUCGAUUUUCCUCGGUGAUAUGCUUGGUCAGACCAUUGCCUUGGUCAUUGAGUCCAGCCCACAGCCUACCAUAAAGAUUUGGGAUGUUAAGAGGCAAAGCUGCAUCCUCGAGGGAGGGCAAAGGACCUCCACAGCGAGCCAUUUGUGGGCCAAAUGUGUCCUGGCAGACUUCACCACAUACAGUGCGCUGAUUUGCACCCGAAAUUCCUUGUUGGAGCUCUGGGAUCUACGAAUGCUGAGCAGUCCUUUGGCCGUAAGCGGGCGCGAUGUUGGAGGAAGCCCCAGGGCGCUUCGAGCAGUUUUUGGAGGGCUGAAGGGCGCAUUAUCUGGUGGCCUGUCUUUGUCAGCCUCUGCAGAUGGGUUGCUACAUCUCGCCACUUGG